CAUUGUAGUCUUUGCCUCCAUGCUUGUCAUAAGCUAGGCAUUCCGUCCUGACAUCGUGCAUUUGGCAGUCACUGAUGCAAGCCUGAUACAAAUUUUGCUAGGUCUAUUACUUCAUUAUUACAUACGUUGCAAAUAUCUAUACAUUGUCUUUAAGUUAUGGCGACUCGGACAGAAAUAUUUCCAAUCAUUCACUUGCGAGAGUCCCUUGCGGCCUAAGGGCCGCCCAGUGCACAAUGCAAAGUACAGUAUCCAAACGUUGGCUUUGGGGCAAAUAGAGACCUUUUAUUUGCAGUCAGAGGAUACGGUCAAGCAGGGCCUCGCUGCGUAAACAAGGCGUAGGAAGCCAUGCUGCGCGACCCAAUUACGCUUGGCUUGGCGACGGCAUCAACAUGGCUGGCGGUGGCGUCGGCAAUUAUACAGAUUCUAUGCCAUCUGCGCAAUUAUACCGAGCCUUUGUAUCAACGCUAUAUCAUUCGGAUUAUCUUCAUGGUUCCAUUUUAUGGGGUUACGUCAUGGCUUUCGCUCAUGUAUCGAGAGUCGUCCAUCUACUUUGACGUGCCACGCGACUGCUAUGAGGCGUGGGUGAUCUACAAUUUCCUAUCCCUGUGCAUGGCAUACGUGGGCGGGCCUGGUGCGGUGGUGGUGAAGUCCGAGGGCAAAUGCAUUCAGCCCUCCUGGAUGCUCAUGACGUGCUGCUGGCCCCCCAUUAAAGUCGAUGGCUUCCUGCUGCGAAAGUGCAAGCAGGGGACGUUGCAGUUUGUCAUUGCCAAGCCAAUCCUGGCUUCAAUGACGCUCAUUCUCUUCGCGGGUGGCAUGUACGAAGAUGGCGACUGGAGUCUGACGGGCGGGUACUUGUACAUCUCCAUCAUCUACAACACUUGCUACACCAUUGCAUUGUACUACCUCCUCAUUUUCUACGUCGGCUGUGAGGAACUGCUCGAGCCGUACCGACCGCUGAUGAAGCUGAUCCUCAUCAAGGCGGUUAUCUUCCUGACGUUCUGGCAGAGUAUCGCCAUCUCGAUGUUCGCCUCCAAGUUCACGGACCCGACGGAUGCAGCGGCGCUGCAGGACUGGAUGGUGUGCUUGGAGAUGCUCAUGUCGGCCUGCAUGAUGUGGGCCGCCUUCCCGCACACCGAGUACAAGAUGGGUGGGCAGACCACGGGCUGGCGCUUGACGGCGUUCCUGCACGCAAUCAGCCUGCAGGAUGUGUACAGCGACAUCAUGCACCAGUUUAACCCGAACUACAAGACCUACGUAUUGUACAGCGACGGCGGGCCUUCGGAGAAUGUCAAGCGGAAAAAGUUCCGCGCGGGAGGCAAGAAGCAGACCCGUAAACGGCUCAGCUCAUCAGGGGAGCUGGCGGCCAUGGAGGAGGGCGGGAGACCUAGAGGGGCCCACCGGGCACAACGGACCAACAGCAGCGGCGGGCGAGCACCUGGUAGGCCAGGGUGA
Molecule: messenger RNA, 1452 nt
Organism: Volvox carteri f. nagariensis
Lineage: Eukaryota; Viridiplantae; Chlorophyta; Chlorophyceae; Chlamydomonadales; Volvocaceae
Exons: 8
Coding region: 346-1452 (368 amino acids)
Biological process (GO): transport
Molecular function (GO): transporter activity
Source: RefSeq, a predicted model, not a curated record